Messenger RNA from Blepharisma stoltei, 1739 nucleotides. The record is from the annotation of a GenBank genome assembly. Lineage: Eukaryota; Ciliophora; Heterotrichea; Heterotrichida; Blepharismidae.
AUGGAAGAAGGUGACGCUUCAAUUGAAUGGCUAUAUGAUUAUAUUGUCCAAUUCCUCAAGUCGCCUGGAUGGAGAAUUCCCAUCAUGUCAUUUAUUGAUGAACAUUGCAUUAUAUUCGAUAACGAAGAUGAAAACAAGUUCAUUUACACUGAAGUCCAUAAUGUAAUUUCUAUCAUAGCAAUUUAAAGACAUGAUUGAUAACUUACUUGAAAACCUCCUUGAAGAAAUUGGAGUGACUGCCAAUCUUCUAUUAAAAGUGUGCGAAAAAGGACUGAAAAAUAGGAUGCAUCAUAGAAUCUUCGAGCAGAUCUUGGCUUGCGACAAUUUCUUAAGCUUUAAAAAACUCAUGAUCAAGCGAAACAAAGAGCUAGAAGUGGAAGCUAUGGAAAUGCUCCAAAAAGAAGGCUUUGCCACUGAGCAAGAGUUCAAUGAAGUGAAAGCUGAAUCAGAUGAAGCUGAAAUCGAAGCAGCCGUUGCCUUGUCAAUUGCUCUUGAAGAGGAACGCAAACAAAGAGAAAGAGAAGAACAAGAAGAAUUAGAAAGAGCCAUCAGAGAAAGUGAAGAAAUCUACAAAGCUCAAAUGAGUGAAAAACACCAAAAAGAAGAGGAAGAGAGAAAAAUCAUUGAGAAUUUGAAGAGAGUUGAGGAAAAUAAAGUGAAGCAGAUGGAAGAAAGUAAAAGGAAGGAAUAUGAAGAAAAACAGAGAAGGGAGGUUGAGAUAAGGAGAAAAGAGGAAGAAGAAGCCAAAAGGAGGGAAGAGGAAAAGAAUGAAGACAGGAGGAGAAAAGAAGAAAUCGCAAGGAAAAAGGUCAUGGAAGAAGUCAAGCAGCACGAAGAAGAAAUGAAGCGAAAGGAAGUUGCUUUAGGUCCGCUGCGCAAAAAAGGUGAAGUCAAUUUGCAAGAUCUCAGGGCAGGAUAUGAUGUAUCAGCCCAAAAAGAAGAGUCGAAGCACCUUGAAGACACUGCCAAUGAAAUUCUAACUUCCUCCCUUUAAAUUGAAACAAAAACUCCUAUUCCAAUUUAAAGGGGAUUUAAUCUUAUUUUAAAAAAUUGAGCAGAAUUAAUUUAUUUUUAUUAAAAAAUGAUUAUAAAUAUUAAUCGAUAUAAUUUGGAAAAUGUUUAAAUAGCAUUCUACUUCCAAUUUUUUUCAUUAAAUAUAUGUUAAGUUAAUUUAUAAAAAUAGUAUUUUUCAACUUUAGCUUUUUCUUUUUACAAUUUGUAAAAAAUAUAAAUUGACUCAAUACUUUAUUUUUUAAUAAAUUAUGUAAAUAAAUUAAUUGAUUAUGUGCAAAAAUUGUUUAGAUGGCAUUCUAUUAGUAUUUUAUUUUUUUAAAAUUAAACUAAGUCAAAGCUAAUUUUAUAGAAUUAGUAUUUUUAUCGUUAAUAUUUUCCUAUUGAAAAAACAAAUUUGGUCUGAUUUCAAAGGAGGUCAAAAUAUUCAAAUUUACCGAUGUUUUGUCCAAUUUAAAGGGGGAGUAAAGAAGAACGAAUUAUUACCAGGAGAAAGCCAAGAAGCAGGCGUAGAAAGUCUUGCACAAAGGCAAGCAAGGCUCAAGAAGCAGAGAGACUUACUUCUCGCUAGAAAGAAGCAAGAAAGAGAAAGCGAGUUCAAGCAAUACCUCGACAAUGGAGGAUCAGACUACAGCCAGAAGAAAGACUCGCACCUCCCACCUGUAGUGAGUGAAGAAGAACUAGAAAAGAGGAGGAACAUUGUCGCAAAACUGAAAGAGACUAAUUAA